UGGUGACGUCACCCGCCCCUUGCGCGGCUAGUGCGUCUAUUGCUGCCCUGUCUAGCUUUUUGCUGUGGAGAUCAUGGCCUCUCGCAGAGCUUUGCACUUCGUGUUCAAAGUGGGAAACCGCUUCCAGACAACGCAUUUCUUCCGCGAUGUCCUGGGGAUGAAGGUCCUGCGGCAUGAGGAAUUUGAGGAAGGCUGCAAAGCUGCCUGUAAUGGGCCUUAUGAUGGGAAAUGGAGUAAAACAAUGGUGGGAUUCGGGCCCGAGGAUGAUCAUUUUGUUGCAGAGCUGACUUAUAAUUAUGGCAUCGGAGACUACAAACUUGGCAAUGACUUCCUGGGAAUCACACUCACUUCUAGCCAAGCUGUCAACAAUGCCAGGAAGCUACAGUGGCCGCUCAGCGAAGUUGCAGAAGGAGUUUUUGAAAUUGAGGCCCCAGGAGGAUAUAAAUUCUAUUUGCAGAAUCACAGUCUACCUCAGUCAGAUCCUGUAUUGAAAGUAACUCUAGCAGUGUCUGAUCUUCAGAAAUCCUUGAAUUACUGGUCUAAUCUCCUGGGAAUGAACAUUUAUGAACAGGAUGAAGAGAAGCAGAGGGCUUUGCUGGGGUAUUCUGAGAACCAAUGUAAGCUGGAGCUACAGGGCAUCAAGGGCUCAGUUGACCAUGCAGCAGCUUUUGGAAGAAUCGCCUUUUCUUGUCCCCAGAAAGAAUUGCCAGAUUUAGAAGACUUGAUGAAAAGAGAGAAUCAGAAGAUCCUCACACCCCUAGUGAGUCUUGAUACCCCUGGGAAGGCGACUGUACAAGUCAUCAUCCUGGCUGACCCUGAUGGACAUGAAAUUUGUUUUGUUGGGGAUGAAGCAUUUCGAGAACUUUCUAAGAUGGAUCCAGAGGGAAACAAAUCGUUGGAUGAUGCAAUGGCAGCAGAUAAAAGUGAUGAGUGGUUUGCUAAAAGAAGUAAAGUAAAGGCUUCAGGUUAAUGGAAGACAUCAUGUGAAACAAGCAUCUGUAAUUUCCAUCCAGUACCCCGAAGCCUGUUGUAUCUGCUUAUGAUAAAUGCUCUUACUACUUGUUUGUGUCCUGUGCAGUCAAGGCGGCCUGGCUGCUGAAGAUUUGUGUCUUUCAAUCUCUGAAAGUGCUGGUACAGUUUAGAAAUUAAAUCUGAUUAUCAUUGCUCCAAGUAAAGGAGAAUUCUUGCUAUAAUCUGCACUGUCAGUAAAUGGCACAUUCUAUGUAACUGUAUUAAAUUAGUAACAAAUUAUUUUUUAGACUGGGAUAGUUUAUGGGACAUUACCCUUGCCUGGGAAUGGAAGGAAUUUUGAUGAGCUGUGACUCAUCAGAACUGACAGAUUCUAUUGGAGCAAAUGUUCAAAUAAAUCCAGAUCAAUUGCUUAUGAUGGUUGUACUCCAAGCACCUCAUAAUAAGCUGUUCUAACAUCUUGCUCUGGAAGAUGGUCUUGACAUUCAACUUUUUUAAAAAAUUCUGUUCCUUGGAGAAAAAGACUUAGUUAAACCCCCAUUUUACCUGCUUUUACAUCUUGAGUAGCCAGAGAAAACAGAAGGAUUUUAUGUGCUUUGACACCUGUGGCUCUGUGCUAAUAUUUUUUAAUUCUCUCAAGAAAGGAUCCUAAAAUAGGUUAAAUUGGGCUGGGGAUUUAGCUCUGUGGCAUUGCACCUACCCUGCAAGUGCAAGGUCCUGAAUUCAAUCCUCAGUACGGGGUAGCGGGGAAUAGGUUAAAUUAUUUCUUCAGCCUGAAAAAAAUUAUGUUUUCUCUUUGGCUCUACACAAGUUAUUUUUAAUCACUGGAAACAAAAUUGUAUUGCAUAUAU
Messenger RNA from Fukomys damarensis (Damara mole-rat), 1820 nucleotides. RefSeq names its product glyoxalase domain containing 4 (gene Glod4). The transcript is spliced from 9 exons. The record is from RefSeq and is a predicted model, not a curated record. Bases 74 to 970 code for a protein of 298 amino acids. NCBI's taxonomy places the organism in Eukaryota, Metazoa, Chordata, Mammalia, Rodentia, Bathyergidae.